Messenger RNA from Hypoxylon trugodes, 3455 nucleotides. Its product is annotated as EXS-domain-containing protein. Lineage: Eukaryota; Fungi; Ascomycota; Sordariomycetes; Xylariales; Hypoxylaceae. Bases 274 to 3342 code for a protein of 1022 amino acids. The record is from RefSeq and is a predicted model, not a curated record. The transcript is spliced from 5 exons. Gene Ontology annotation, cellular component: Golgi apparatus; plasma membrane; cytoplasm. Gene Ontology annotation, molecular function: inositol hexakisphosphate binding. Gene Ontology annotation, biological process: phosphate ion transport; cellular response to phosphate starvation.
CUAGAGCGUAAAAUGGGAAGGUCCAAUUUAUAUACCGAGACUGGUGGGAACUAAUUAUUUAUUGGUAUUAUAGGUAUUGUUAUCAUUUCUUCGUUUGUCAAUCAAUUUUUCUUUUUUAUUGGAGCACAAAAAUCCUAGAACCUAUGUUAGAUCUUCAUCCAUACCUAAUUCGUUACAUACCUAGACACUUAUUCUAAUUCGAUUCCUUUCAUAUGCAUAUCAGGGUAGAUUCGAUAAGGCUGAAAGGUUAACCCCUUUCUUCUUGUUGACGUCAUGAAGUUCGCUAAGGAACUUGACCAAGACCUCGUCCCAGAAUGGAGAGUCAAGUAUCUCAACUACAAGGCCGGUAAGAAAUACAUUAAGGGCGUGUCGAGAGCCAUCAAUAGAGCAAACGGGACACCAUUGGGUCUGGGAAAACGAGGGGACUUACCGUCGCGUGGCUUGACUACACCUUGUCCAAAUCAAUUCUCCCGUCAGCAAAAUACCGGACCUGGAAUAUUUGAUGAGACUGAAUCUCUGCGAGGAAGCCCCGCACCGAUUGGGCAUGCGAAUCGGGGAAUUAAUGAUGCUCCAAGAUCCCAACCGGCACCGAUUCCGGUGCGGGCAGAGCAUCAAUCUUUAACGGCGUCGCCGGGUAAUGACAUGCAAUAUGGUAGUUUCGUGCCCACACCGCCUUCGGUCGCUGAGAGUUGGAAUGUUUUCGAGUUGCCCGCUCCCGCGUUAGGCGAGCCUGCGAUCCCAACUGAUCAGCCACCACCAUCACGUCCCACCGAUACGCUUCGGAAGACUAUUAGUCGGCAGUCUGUGAAACGUAGUAUCUCUACGGGCGCAGUAACUUCAGGAACUGCCUCCCAACCAGCCACUCAGAGCAUCCGUCCCGCCCCUACAUUUCCGCAGAGCGCUUCGCCUGGUAAACUGCGGCGGAUAUUCUCAGCGGGGCAACAUGCCACGGGCCGGUUUACUAGAACUGACAGUAAUAAGUUCGGAUAUGGUCUCCAAGCUAUUGACACCGUUAGGCAACGGGAAAAGGACUUUUUCGAUUUCUUGGAUAGUGAAUUGGAUAAAGUUGAGGUGUUCUACCGCCAAAAAGAGGAGCAAGCUGGCAAUCGUCUGGCAGUACUGCGGGAGCAAUUGCAUGAAAUGCGGGAUCGACGCAACCAGGAACUUGCUGAAUUAAGACGACGUAAGGAACAUAGCGAGAGCGGGGAUAAUAGUGACAAUAAAGCGGUCUCGUCAGGUACGAAUGGUGCCCGCCACUGGGUCGACCCGAUUAAGUCCAGAAUAUUUAAGCCUGGCUCAAAUUCGAAAGCAUUUUCAAAGUUACAUUUCACCCCAGUCCUUGGGGCAAUUGGAGGGGAUGCGAGACGGGAUUAUAUAAGAAGACCAGCCAGCCACGAGGUACCCUACAGGACGGCAAAGCGAAAACUGAAACUGGCCCUGCAGGAAUUUUACAGGGGCCUGGAACUCCUUCAGUCAUAUGCUCAACUCAAUCGGACCGCUUUUCGGAAGCUGAACAAGAAAUACGACAAGGCCGUGAAUGCUCGACCGCCUUAUCGGUACAUGAAUGAGAAAGUCAAUAAGUCGUGGUUCGUGAAUAGUAACACUGUAGAUGGUUACAUCCAUGCCGUUGAGGACCUUUACGCCAGGUACUUUGAAAAAGGAAACCACAAAAUCGCUACGGGAAAGCUCCAUCGCCUCAAUCGACGACCAGGAGAUGAAUCGGCCAUUUCGUUCCGGAAUGGACUUUUUAUCGGUACUGGGGCCGUGUUCACCCUCCAGGGCCUUGUGUACGGCUCACAACUCUUGUUUGGCCCGGACCCGGCAGUACAACAACAGACCAGUUACCUCAUGCAGAUAUACGGCGGUUAUUUCCUGAUGUUAACCCUGAUGUUCCUGUUCUGUCUUGACUGCUACAUGUGGACGAUAAACAAGAUCAACUAUCCGUUCAUAUUCGAAUUUGAUACGAGAAAUAGCUUGGACUGGAGACAAUUGGCGAACUUCCCUAGCUUCUUCCUAUUGCUCUUUGGUGUAUUUUUCUGGAUUAAUUUCACUAGAUACGGCUCGGAUGAGUUGUAUCUUUACUAUCCAGUUAUUCUGAUAGCCAUCACGUUGAUUAUUCUCUUACUUCCAGCACCUAUCUUAUGGCAUAGAAGUCGCCAAUGGCUCAUGUAUUCCCACUAUCGAUUAUUUUUCGCAGGAUUAUACCCCGUGGAGUUUCGCGAUUUCUUUCUCGGCGACAUGUAUUGUUCUCUCACCUAUGCAACUUCUAAUAUCGAACUAUUUUUCUGCCUCUACGCACAUUAUUGGAAUAAUCCAGUUCAAUGCAACUCAAAUAAUUCCCGUUUACUCGGAUUCUUCUCAGCACUGCCACCGGUAUGGCGUGCAUUGCAGUGUAUUCGCCGAUACCGCGAUACCGGAAAUAUCUUCCCACACCUUGUCAACGGCGGUAAAUACGGUAUGACUAUUAUGUCUUCUGUAACAUUAUCGUUAUAUCGCAUGGGAGGAAACGAGACAACUCUUGGCCUCUUCAUAACUUUCUCCAUUAUGAACGGCAUUUACACAUCGGUCUGGGAUCUGUUCAUGGAUUUCUCUUUCUUCCAGCCCGAUACGCGACACAGGUUCUUACGCGACAUCCUCGGACUUAAGCGCCGGUGGUUAUACUACGCCAUUAUGUUCAUCGAUCCGAUACUUCGGUUUAGUUGGAUCUUCUACGCCAUAUUCACGCACGACAAGCAACACAGCACCAUCGUAUCCUUCCUCGUUGCCUUAGCAGAAAUUACUCGGCGUGGGAUGUGGGCUCUCUUCCGUGUCGAGAACGAACACUGCGCCAAUGUCGCUCAGUACAAAGCCAGUCGCGAUGUCCCUUUGCCGUAUCAUCUCCACCCCCACGAGCCUCUAGUCGAGCGCGCGAGCAGCGAGGAAGAGGAACAGAGACGUCCUACUACGGCUGUCGCGCCCGCUAACGUACUCCCCAUCGAAGCGGCGACAGCGAGUGCGGUCGAUAUAAGCACUGCCGGAGCCUCAGCGCUCGGUCGCGAACAAAGCGGUACGGAGACGCAAGAACAAGCCGAAGCAGCGGGUAUGCGGUGGCGUAGACGACCGGAAGUUAUACGCGCGCGAUCAAUUCGUGGUAUGAUGGCCGAUGCGCAUAAACAGGACUUCGAGAAACGACGGCCUACGACGGGGGCGGGUGGGAAUGAAUUAGCGGAAGAGGAUGUGCCCAGUGAAGAGGAAGAUGACGAUGAUGAUGACGAUGAUACGGGGAGUAUGCUUGAUGAACGGAUGGAGGUUAGACGCUCGGAGAGAUUAGUCAAGAGUGAGAGUGGAGGGGAUAGUACUUGAUUAAGGGCGCAUAGAGGGAUUUUAGGUUGGAAAAAGCGAAAAGCAUUUGGAUUAGGAGGAAUGAACGAUAUUGAGUAUCAUUUAAUGCUAAUUAAUGCUAUUAUUCACACCAA